UUGUGUCAGCAGGUAGAGAGCGUGAUUGCAGUCCCAGGGGAGGGAGUCAGAGCUAGAACACCAAUUACAAACCACAGGCUUCCUCCUCUAGGGAGUUGAUCCAGAAUUGUCUUUCUGGAAGGGAAGCACUCGAAUCCUUCCGAACUUUCCAAGUCUAUCCAUGAUACAAAGAUAUUGCCUUCUCCCUCUGGGAUUUUCUGUGUUCCUGGUAGUGAAUUUUUGCUGAUGUAUUUGCUACUUUGCUUCUUUUCUCUUUCAAGAUUUGAUCAUUUUUAUAUGCUGUUCGGGGAGAAAAAGGACUUUUGUUAGAAAGGAGAUUUCAGAAAUGGUUUUGGAUCCUCCAUAAGUGUUUUUAGAGUUCUUGGGGACAGUAGCUCUAACCUUGGAGUAAGUUUCUGCCUUUGACCUGCAUGGAUUAUUUUUUCAGGCUGCGGAAUUUCUCGGCAACUACCUGCAGUGUGGGGCACUUGGUUUGGUUGCAGAGUGAGAAGGUGGAAGAAUGAGCUGUACUUGGUUAAGCAGUUGAAACCUUAUUUUGAGCAGGAUCUAUAAAAGCAUAAUUGAAUUUGUUUCACCCCCGUGGAUUCCAGUGGGCCCGACAGCGCAACAGUGGCUCCAGAAUUUGAUGCAUAUGGAAGACCAGCACCAACUGAUUUGACAUAAUAAAAAUUCAAGAUGUGACCAUCAACCUCAAGCAAAGUUGGAAAUUCCAAAGAGAAGUGGUGAUACCUGUACUAAACAGUGAAGAUGGGAGAAAAUGACAUACCUGAAGCAGAAGUAGGCUGAAAAUACCUUCUUCCCUGCCAGAUCAGGAAUGCCACCUGUUCUUGGGAAUAUGCUUUAGAGAAAGGAAGGGCCAAAACAACAACCCGGCUUUCUGAAACUGAAGCAUACAUUUCUUUUCCUCUGUUUGUCUGGAUCUGAGAACCUGCAUUUGGUCUUAGCUAGUGGAAGCAGUAUGUCUGGCCGAAGUGCAUUGCUGCAGCUGGUAGCAUGAGUGGUGGCCACCAGCUACAGCUGGCUGCCCUCUGGCCCUGGCUGCUGAUGGCUACCCUGCAGGCAGGCUUUGGACGCCCAGGACUGGUCCUGGCAGCGGUGGAGUCUGAAAGAUCAGCCGAGCAGAAAGCUAUUAUCAGAGUGAUCCCCUUGAAAAUGGACCCCACAGGAAAACUGAAUCUCACUUUGGAAGGUGUGUUUGCUGGUGUUGCUGAAAUAACUCCAGCAGAAGGAAAAUUAAUGCAGUCCCACCCCCUGUACCUGUGCAACGCCAGCGAUGAUGACAAUCUGGAGCCUGGAUUCAUCAGCAUCGUCAAGCUGGAGAGUCCCCAGCGGGCCCCCCGCCCCUGCCUGUCACUGGCCAGCAAGGCCCGGAUGGCAGGUGAGCGAGGAGCCAGCGCUGUCCUCUUUGACAUCACAGAGGAUCGAGCCGCUGCUGAGCAGCUGCAGCAGCCCCUGGGCCUGACGUGGCCAGUGGUGUUGAUCUGGGGCAACGAUGCUGAGAAGCUGAUGGAGUUUGUGUACAAGAACAGAAAGGCCCACGUGAGGAUAGAGCUGAAGGAGCCCCCAACCUGGCCAGAUUAUGACGUGUGGAUCCUCCUGACGGUGGUGGGCACCAUCUUUGUGGUCGUCCUGGCCUCGGUGCUGCGCAUCCGGUGCCGCCCCCGCCACAGCAGGCCGGAUCCCCUUCAGCAGCGAACAGCCUGGGCCAUCAGCCAGCUGGCUACCAGGAGGUACCGGGCCGGCUGCAGGAGGGCCUGGGCUGAGUGGCCAGAUGCAGGAAGCAGCUGCAGCUCAGCCCCUGUGUGCGCCAUCUGCCUUGAGGAGUUCUCAGAGGGCCAGGAGCUACGGGUCAUUUCCUGCCUCCACGAGUUCCAUCGCACAUGUGUGGACCCCUGGCUGCAUCAGCAUCGCACUUGCCCCCUCUGCAUGUUCAACAUCGUAGAGGGAGAUUCACUUUCUCAGCCCCUGGGACCCUCUCGAUCUUACCAGGAACCAGGCCGGAGACUCCACCUCAUUCGCCAGCAUCCCGGCCACGCCCACUACCACCUGCCUGCUGCCUACCUGUUGGGCCCCUCCCGGAGUGCAGUGGCUCGGCCCACGCGGCCUGGUUCCUUCCUCCCGUCCCAGGAGCCCAGCGGGGGCCCUCGGCACCACCGCCCCCCGAGAGCUGCACAUCCCCGGGCUCCAGGCGACCAGCAGCGCCUGGCCGCGGCCCAGCACCCCUAUGCACAGGGCUGGGGGCUGAGCCGCCUGCGAUGCACUUCGCAGCACCCCACUGCUUGCCCACCACCCCCGCGCCGGCCCAGGCCUCACGACAGCAGCGGCUCUGGAGAAAGCUACUGCACAGAGCGCAGCGGCUACCUGGCAGACGGACCGGCCAGCGACUCCAGUUCGGGGCCCUGCCAUGGCUCUUCGAGUGACUCAGUGGUCAACUGCACAGACGUCAGCCUGCAGGGCAUCCACGGCAGCAGCUCUACCUUCCGCAGCUCCCUGAGCAGUGACUUUGACCCCCUGGUUUACUGCAGCCCCCAAGGGGGGACCCAGGGCAAGGAGACUCAGCCUGGCGUGACCUCUCGGCCCCGUUCUUUGGACUCCGUGGUGCCCACAGGAGAAACCCAGGUUUCCAGCCAUGUCCACUACCAUCGCCACCGGCACCACCACUACAAAAAGCGUUUCCAGUGGCACAGCAGGAAGUCUGGCCCAGAAACUGGAGUCCCCCGGUCCAGGCCUGCCGUUCCUCGGACACAGCUCCAGUCAGAGCCGCCUUCACCUGACCAGGAAACAGCCAGAUCCAACCCAGCGGCUCCUUCAGGGCAGCUCCCCAACCCACAACGGCCCAGGGCCCUCACUGAGCCAGCCCCUGCACCAGCCGAUGCCUCCAGCCCGACCCCCAGUCCCGGCAGCCCCUUCCACUUGCAGAAAUCCAGCCUCCUUGUCCGACACCCACAGAGGAGACGGCGGGGGGGUCCCUCAGAGCCCACCCCAGCCUCUCGACCCCAGGACGUGACUGCACACCCAGCCUGCCAGAUUCUCCCCCAUUAUGGCCCUAGCCUGGCAUACCCUUGGUCCCCAGAGGGCCACCCACUGAUCUUCGGACCUCCGGGCCUGGACAGAAGGCUGCUACCAGAAACCCCAGGCCCUAAUUACCCCAGCUCACGGCCAGUGUGGUUGUGUCUGACUCCACGCCAGCCCCUAGGACCACACCCAUCUGGGGAGGGGCCUUCUGAAUGGAGUUUUGGCCCCCCAGAGGGCAGGCCGUGCCCUUACCCACACUGCCAGGUGCUGCCAGCCCAGCCUGGCUCAGAAGAGGAGCUUGAGGAGCUGUGUGAACAGGCCGUGUGAGAUGUUCAGGCCUCACUCCAACCAAGAGUAUGCUCCAGAUGCCUCGGGGCCCUACCUGCCAGAGUCCGGCUCCUGAGAGAAGAAAGGACCUCAGAAAACACCGCUCUUUUAUGCCGGACUUCCUGGCACCCCUGGCACAGGAGUGGUGAUGGUGGGUGGCAGGAGGUGUUGUUUCCUGCUCCCCGCUCCAGACCUUGUCUGCAGAACCCUCUGCAGUGCCGCACGUCUGUGUCCAGCCCGGCAACCAGCUAGCACUUGUGUGGGCUGGCUUCCUUGCAGGCCGGUUUUGGGUUUUGAGAGCAGGAAGCUAGGUGUGGGCAGAUGGGUGUCAUGAAGGCGGUGCUCCUUCCCAGCCCCAGUAGGUUUCCCUCAUCCCAAGCCUCCUGUUCACACCAGCCAGUGGCUGCAGCUGAAUGCAUGGGCCCUUCUCUCCACCUUCCCUGGGAGAGUCCUGCCCACCAGCUCUGGCUCCUCCUCAGUGAGGCUGCUGCAUAAGCGGCAAUGCUGGUUCUUACCAUUUUCCUUCUUAGCAAAAAGAUCGGGAGCCCAGGGGAGCCUGACCCCAAAAGGGGGGCUUUUCAGCUUCUCCAGGAAGGGCCUGCCCUGGUGCCUAAAGGAGGAUAUUUCCCCCUCCUUGUCCUCACUUGUCAGAUCCUUUGUAUUAAGUGAGAGAGAAGGCUCUGUGGAUUCUGCACCUGAGGGGGUAGAGCAACUUGAAGAACCUGGGUGGAAGCCUCUGAGCGUCAGACUCCCUUGUCACUCCAGCAGCCCUAGUUCCUGGGGGAUAGGGGUGGGGAUGGUGGGAAGGGAAUAACUCUGGACUUUAUGUAGAAAGAGGGAGCAAGGAGUGAAGGUAGAAAGGGCAGAAUUAUUGCCGAACAAGGAAUUUUUCUCUGAGAGCAGGGAUAGGGAACAGAGGAGAACAAAGGAGAGGUAAUAUGGGACCCUUGGGAUUAGAGGGCCCAGAGGCCCAGCUUCCCAGUAUAAGCCACGCAGGCCCGGGACACCCAGGAAGAAGUGGAGCUGGAGCAGGAAGUCUGCCCUGGGCAGCUGGUUACCGAGUGGGCACGGGCUGAGGGGCCUCCUUGGGGUGACAUUCACCCCAAGGCAGUUGGAGCAUUGCUGGCCCCUCAGGCAUUAUCCCAUUUGGAAUGUGAAUGUGGGAGCCAAGUGGGCACAGGACCCCACCUGGGAAUCUUCUUCCCCCAAAGUCAGGGGGGAACUAGCACCUAGGUACCCACGUGGGUAUUUAUAUCUGGACAGAAAGAUGCUUGAAUCAGGCACUAUGUUGAGAAAUGUAUUUAUUUGCUAAUAUAUUUAUCCUUAAAUGCGG
Molecule: messenger RNA, 4675 nt
Organism: Phacochoerus africanus (Common warthog)
Lineage: Eukaryota; Metazoa; Chordata; Mammalia; Artiodactyla; Suidae
Gene: RNF43
Product: ring finger protein 43
Exons: 10
Coding region: 994-3342 (782 amino acids)
Biological process (GO): ubiquitin-dependent protein catabolic process; Wnt receptor catabolic process
Molecular function (GO): ubiquitin protein ligase activity; frizzled binding
Source: RefSeq, a predicted model, not a curated record